UUUGACUUUACUUCUCAGAUCUGGCAAUGUGGAGGUCGAGUAGAAAUCCUGCCAUGCUCCCAUGUUGGGCAUAUCUUCCGUCAUGCUUCACCCCAUGACAUUCCGGGAAAUUCCUCUGGAAAAGUCCUUGACGGAAAUAUGGUUCGCGUAGCGGAAGUAUGGAUGGACGAAUGGAAAUUCCUUUUCUACAAACUAGCCCCACAGACAGGAAAACUUCGAAGUGUCGUGGAUCUGAGUGAGCGCCUUGAACUUCGACGUCGUCUCGGUUGUAAGAGCUUCCGAUGGUAUCUCGAGAACGUGUUCACCGAUCAUCACAUGCCAAUGGAAGGAUACAUUUCCCAGCCGACAUAUCCAACGCAACUUAUUUCAUUAGACUUCAAUACGUUGUGUAUGGUUAAUCGGCCAGGAGAGCCAGGAACUAAGAAACAUCAGCUAAAAAUGGCACCCUGUACGUUGGGAUUCGAUCACUGGCAGUUUUGGAUCUACACAAAGGAUGGACAUCUGAAAUCCGACGAGCAUAUGUGCCUUUCGGCUACUCAGGUUGGUGCAUACAAAUGGAGAAUGGGCUGUCCAGCUAAAGGAGUGCGCCGGCUAUGA
Molecule: messenger RNA, 597 nt
Organism: Ostertagia ostertagi
Lineage: Eukaryota; Metazoa; Nematoda; Chromadorea; Rhabditida; Trichostrongylidae
Source: the annotation of a GenBank genome assembly